AUGAGAUACAUCAAGGAUCGAUCCAAAUUCGACAAAGCCGUUCAAUCCAUCCCUGGACUUUCCACUACCGAGGCUGAGGGUGAGCACUGCAUAAAGACCUUCAUUGGCUGGGACAAUGACAAGAUUCGAUCUCGGGGACGUCGUCUGGAAGAAGAAGCCGCAAAGGAAAGAGAACAGGAGGCUAUAGAAGCACGAAUCGAGAGAGAGAGGGAGAGGCAGCCAAUUCUUCAACGCCAUCAUGAAUACGCGAAAGGACACCGAGUUCUUGCCAGCUCGCUCAAGCUUCAAGAUCUUGCAGGGUCAUGUGUUGUUCGGUGUGACGAGAUAAUGAAGAAUUGGACUCCAAGUGAGGUGAUGACACUAGACAUCGCAGCACCGAAGCUGCAUUGGACUUCGGCAUUGUGGAGGGCAUAA
Exophiala aquamarina CBS 119918 is the source of this 414-nucleotide messenger RNA. RefSeq lists its product as uncharacterized. Lineage: Eukaryota; Fungi; Ascomycota; Eurotiomycetes; Chaetothyriales; Herpotrichiellaceae. The record is from RefSeq and is a predicted model, not a curated record. The coding region runs from base 1 to 414 and encodes 137 amino acids. The transcript has a single exon.